Molecule: messenger RNA, 2831 nt
Organism: Polyodon spathula (Mississippi paddlefish)
Lineage: Eukaryota; Metazoa; Chordata; Actinopteri; Acipenseriformes; Polyodontidae
Product: endoplasmic reticulum-Golgi intermediate compartment protein 2-like
Exons: 14
Coding region: 254-1390 (378 amino acids)
Biological process (GO): retrograde vesicle-mediated transport, Golgi to endoplasmic reticulum; endoplasmic reticulum to Golgi vesicle-mediated transport
Cellular component (GO): COPII-coated ER to Golgi transport vesicle; endoplasmic reticulum; membrane
Source: RefSeq, a predicted model, not a curated record
UUUUUAUGGUGGAGUCAAAGGUUAGAAGUAACAGUGAGUAAGUAGCUACAGCCAGUGGGAACUACCCAGGAAGAAGACAGUCGUUGCACUGACUGUACAAUAAAUAGUAUAAUUUAAGGUCUGUCGUCCUGGGCUUACCAUCGAGUUAUACUAAAUCUAUUCAGAGGCUGGGUUCGAAAGGCACAUACGACGUGGAAAAUACAUGUAACAAAGGUGGAAUUUAUGAAGGAAGAGGUGGAGGGUUCCCCUGAAGAUGAUGAGGCGACUGAACCGGAAGAAGGCCCUCCAUUUGGUUCAAGAACUGGAUGCUUUUCCUAAAGUUCCUGAAAGCUAUGUGGAGACAACAGCAAGUGGAGGAACAGUUUCUUUAAUAGCCUUUACAACCAUGGCUGUGUUAGCCAUUUUGGAGUUCUUUGUGUAUCAGCAUACCUGGAUGAAAUAUGAAUAUGAAGUUGACAAAGAUUUUUCCAGUAAAUUAAGAUUAAAUAUAGAUAUCACCGUUGCUAUGAGAUGCCAAUAUAUUGGUGCAGAUGUGUUAGAUUUAGCAGAAACAAUGGUAGCAGCAUCAGAUGGUCUAACAUAUGAACCAGUUAAUUUUGACCUUUCACCUGUGCAAAGAAUUUGGCAAAGAACACUGCUACACAUUCAGAGUCGACUGCGAGAAGAGCAUUCGCUUCAAGAUGUAUUAUUUAAAAGUGUUUUUCAAGGAGCUCCAACAUCCUUGCCUCCAAGGGAAGAUCAUCCUUCACAGCCCCCUAAUGCUUGCAGGAUACAUGGACACCUGUAUGUCAACAAAGUUGCAGGGAAUUUUCACAUAACAGUGGGCAAGGCAAUUCCUCACCCGCGAGGCCAUGCUCAUUUAGCAGCUCUUAUUAGCCAUGAUACUUACAACUUCUCACAUCGAAUAGAUCAUUUAUCUUUUGGGGAGGAAAUUCCAGGAAUUAUUAAUCCUUUGGAUGGAACAGAAAAAAUCUCUGUAGAACAUAAUCGCAUGUUCCAGUACUUCAUCACAAUUGUGCCAACGAAGCUAAAAACAUACAAGAUCUCUGCAGAUACUCACCAGUUUUCAGUCACAGAACAGGAACGUGUAGUAAACCAUGCAACAGGCAGUCAUGGUGUGUCGGGUAUAUUCAUGAAAUACGACAUUAACUCACUCAUGGUGACGGUGACAGAGCAGCACAUGCCGUUCUGGCAGUUCCUCAUCCGCCUCUGUGGCAUUAUUGGAGGGAUCUUCUCAACAACAGGAAUGGUACAUGGACUUGUUGGCUUCUUAGUGGACAUUGUCUGCUGUCGUUUUAAACUAGGUACUUACAAGCCCAAAGAUGUCAGUCUCCUGGAUGGACAUGUGAAUAACCACACACCUCUGAUAACAGAAAACAACAAGCACUAGCUUAUGAACCAUCAUUCCCUUCUUGCCAGAAAUUUCUUCCAAUUUUUAUAUGAAAUGCAAAGUGGUUUCACAAGACACUGGUAGGCUACAAAGAAAUACAACUUUUGAAAAAGAAAACACUUGGGUACUCUUUUGUACACUGAACAUGUCUAAUGAUCUUUAAUUUGGGAGAGUGGAAGGCUUGGGACCACCACUGAAAAAUAACAGAUUUUGUCCACCUAUUGCUAGACAGAUUAAAUUUAAAGAUGCAGUAGAAUUUUUCAGAUGCAUGGAUGUGUCUUUAACAGAAUAGGAAAUCUUCUGCCUUGUUUUUCAACUAAGAAAAAUCAUAUAAUUCAGUGUCCAUGUUCAUAAUAAUAUAUUUAUUAAGCAGUUGGCACCACAGGUUGUAGAUACGAAGUUCUGCUAUCCACAAGGUAGCCUGUUAAUAUAAAACAGAUUUUAAUGGUAGCAUAGUGAAACGUACAUAUGCAAGGUUACAAAGAAUAUUCAGAAAGAUGAUGGCUGCAUCUUUACCUUUUAAAAAAGAACAGUAUUUUGUCAAGUCUUAUCAGUUUCACCUGUCAACUGUAAUAAAUGUUGAACAGAACAGUCCUUGAAAGUAAGUUGUUGCCUCUGCUGUAUUGACACGUCAUGAUUUUAAAAGAGAAUUUUCACAGACGUUAUACCGACAUCAGAUAAGAGGUGCCAGAACAAAAGCGAUAUAAACCUGAACCUAAGGACCUGGAGGACAAACCGCUUCUGACAUCGAUGCUCUUGGGCAGUUCAUUCCACCUUCUUGGACCUGUCUGGUCCACUGUAUAACCAGGAACAAAGAACAAAGUGCAUGAUUUCAAGUUUCAGGAUGAAUCAUUUCUGUAAAUAAAAACACAUCCAUGAAACUUGACCAUAGAAAGAAAGUAAUCGCGAGGAAUGUGCAAUGCACAGUGGUGAUUCUUUUCUCUCCUUCACUCACAUCUUGUCCAGAAUUUUAAGUGACCCCCCCAAGUAGGAAACAGUAGCCCCCUAGAAUUAAGUCUUGUUUUGCAGGAACUAGCUUUACAGACGUACAGUCCCUUUUGAUACUGAGUAACAUAAAAUUAAUCUUGCCGUUUUUUCAAGGGAAAUAUUGCCAAAUAUUUGUUUUCUUACCUGUUUUUCAUAAACAUCCAUAUAACAUUUUCCCUUGUUGUCCUGGUCUUUAAAUGCAAAAGUGAAAACAUCUUUUAAGUUGGUGUAUAUUAAAAAUACACGUCUCUGUGUGUGUGUUCUGUUAUUAUUUUUCAUUCAUUUUCCUAUGCAGAGCCUAAAUUAGGAACAAAAAAGGGACAGUUCUGAUUUUUCAAGUUUUAGUUUCACAAGCUGUAUGUACAAUUCUCAGUGUGUAGUAGUGAAUCUCCUGUUUGAGAAAUUAUUAAAUGGAAAAACUGGAACAGUGAAAUUGACACUGGAAAAAAAAUGA